Molecule: messenger RNA, 3075 nt
Organism: Strongyloides ratti
Lineage: Eukaryota; Metazoa; Nematoda; Chromadorea; Rhabditida; Strongyloididae
Product: Solute carrier family 12 member 1
Exons: 2
Coding region: 1-3075 (1024 amino acids)
Biological process (GO): cell volume homeostasis; potassium ion homeostasis; sodium ion homeostasis
Cellular component (GO): membrane
Molecular function (GO): sodium:potassium:chloride symporter activity
Source: RefSeq, a predicted model, not a curated record
AUGGCUAUUAUAACUUCUGAUAUCAAAGGUAGAUGUUUUAGUGAUGAUUUUGUUGGAAAUGAUCGUAAUAGUAUUCAAUUGAAUGGAAUAAAUAAUAGAGGAAGAACUAAUUCAUGCUUCACAAAUGAUGAUGAUGUUAAUUUACCUAAAAAUGUUGAUGAUUUUUCUAAAGGUCUAAGACCUACUUUAAAAGAUAUUGUUAAAAAAAUACCAUUAGAAGAUGAUAUUCAAAAUGAUGGAAUAACUAAUAUUGAAGUUACAAAUGAUGAAUCACAAUCAAUAGAGAAUGGUCAAAAAAAAUUUGAAGGAUUUGGUUGGAUAAAAGGAGUUUUAAUAAGAUGUAUAUUAUGUAUAAUUGGAGCUGCAUUAUAUCUUCGAAUGUCAUGGAUUGCUGGUCAAGCUGGAAUAAUUCUAGGAAUUUGUGUUAUAUUAUUAGCACUUAUUGUUGUUGUUAUUACAGGUGUAUCAAUGUCUGCUAUUGCAACAAAUGGUGAAAUUAAAAAUGGUGGUUGUUAUUAUUUAAUUUCAAGAUCAUUAGGACCAGAAUUUGGUGGAUCAAUUGGAUUAAUUUUAUAUAUUGCAAAUACAGUUAAUGGUGCUAUGAAUUGUGUUGGUUUGGCUGAAUCAAUUGUAUUUUUAUUAAAAGAUUAUAAUUUUUCUUUAAUUGAUGGUGGUAUUAAUGAUAUUAGAAUUUAUUCAUUAAUUACAUGUGCACUUUUACAAGGUAUUAUUUUUAUUGGUACUGAAUUUGAAAAUAAAACACAAAUAUUACUUUUAAUUACAAUUAUUUUAUCAAUACUUUCUCAUACAAUUGGAGCAUUUCUUCCUGUAUCAAUUGAUCAAUUAAAACAUGGAAUUGUUGGUUUAUCAUGGCAGGCAAUAAAAAGUAAUUUAUGGCCAGAUUUUAGAAAUGGAAAUUCUUUUAUAACAGUAUUUGGUGUUUAUUUUCCAGCAAUGACAGGUAUAAUGGCUGGUGCUAAUAUGUCUGGUGAUUUAAAAGAUGCCUCAAAAUCUAUUCCAAUUGGUACUAUGACAUCAAUUGUUAUAACAACAGCUGUUUAUAGUGGUACAAUGCUUCUUUCUUCUGUAGCAACAGUUAGAGAUUCUGAUGGAAUUUCAAUACCAAUGUUUUCAAAUAUAACAGGAAAAUUUAUACCACCAUCAUGUAGUAUUGAUAAAUCAUGUAAAUAUGGUUUAGCUAAUGAUUAUCAAGUACCAUUAACACAAUCAGCAUUUGGACCAUUAAUUAUUGCUGGUAUAUUAGCAUCAACAUUAUCUUCAGCAUCUGGUUGUUUAAUUGGUGCACCAAGAAUAUUUCAAGCAUUAUGUCAAGAUGAUUUAUUUCCAGGAUUAUCAAUAUUUGGUAAAGGUAGAGGUCCCACAAAUGAACCAUAUCCUGCAUAUUUUUUAACAUUUUUUUUAACAUGUUGUAUAAAUUUAAUUGGUGAUUUAAAUGCUAUAUCAGAAAUAAUAACAAAUUUUUUUCUUGCAGCAUUUGCUAUAACAAAUUUUGCAUGUUUUGAUUCAUCAGCAAGUAAAUCACCUGGUUUUAGACCUGGUUUUAAAUAUUAUAACAAAUGGUUAUCUUUAUUUGGUUCAAUACUUUGUAUUGGUCUUAUGUUUGUUUUAUCAUGGAUAACAUCACUUAUAACACUUUUUAUAUUUGCUGUUUUAUAUUUAUAUUUAAAACAUACAGCUAGAAAUGUUAAUUGGGGUUCAUCAACAGAAGCUAAUCGUUAUAGAAAAGCAUUAAUGGAACUUUUAAAACUAUCAAGACAUGAAGAACAUGUUAAAAAUUAUAGACCACAAAUGCUUGUAUUAACAGGAAAUCCAGCAGCAAGACAAUGUUUAGUUGAUUUUGCUUAUUGUAUAAGUGCAGGACAAAAUUUGAUGAUAUGUGGGCAUGUUGUACCAUAUGAAUCAUCAGUCUCAGCCACUGAAUGUAUUCGACGCCUCAAUCUUCGUAUGACUGAUUGGUUAAGAGAACAAAAAACGAAAGCAUUUUAUUGUGGUGUUGCAAAUAAAUCUUUAAGAAGUGGUGUUCAAGGUUUAUUACAAACUGUUGGUUUAGGUAAAAUGCAACCAAAUAUUUUAAUGAUAGGUUUUAAAACAAAUUGGUUAAAAGCAGUAUGUAGAGAUGAUGAAAAAGAUAUGGUACAAGAAUAUCUUGGUGUUAUUUUAGAUGCAUUUGAUAGUAAUAUGAGUAUAUGUAUUUUUAGGAAUGGUAAUGAUAAACUUGAUCAUAGUAUGUCAAUGACUGGUGUUUAUGAUAAUUUAUUACUUCAAUUACCUGAAAUUAAUCAUACAGCUCUUGGUUCUGGAUUACAUGAUGAUUAUUUAAGAGGUGUGGCAGUUGAAGAAAGAAGACCUGUUGCAGGAACAAUACCUAGAAGAAGUUUUACUAAAUUAAGAAGUGUUAAUAGUGUAAUUAAUUUAACAUCUAAUGUUAAAAAACAUUCUAAUGUUAUAUAUUCUGGAACAUCAAGAACAAAUUUAGGAAAAAAAUUUAGAUGUAAAAUUAGAGAUGGUGAUAUUGAUGUUUGGUGGUUAAAUGAUGAUGGUGGUUUAACACUUCUUAUACCACAUCUUAUCUCUGUUAACAUGAAUUCAUAUCUUCAUGGUGGUAAUGUAAGAAUUUUUAUUAUAUGUGCAGAUACUCAUGAUCCAAGAGAAACAAAAGAACAAAUGGAAAAAAUGCUUAAAAAAUUUAGAAUAACAUUUAGUGAUGUAAUAGUUUUAGUUGAACAGGAAGUAGAUUUAUAUAGAGAAACAGUUGAUGAAUAUAGUGGUUUUAUGGAAAUAUUAAAUCCACCAUCAUCACCUGAAAAACAUGUAAUUGAUGGAAAACUUUUAGAAAAAUAUGAUAAAAAAAUAAAACAACAAUUACGUUUACGUGAACUUCUUUUAGAACAUUCAGCAGCAUCUCAUUUAGUUAUAGUUACCUUACCAAUAGCUCAUGAAUCUGCUGUAAUGUCACCACUUUAUAUGCUUUGGUUAGAACUUUUAACAAAAGAUAUGCCACCAACACUUCUUGUACGUGGUAAUCAUUCUUCCGUUUUAACAUUUAUAUCAUAA